UCCCUUGCUAGUCGAUUACUCUGUUUGAUCUGUUAUGUUUGGUUUGCUGCUGGGCAGCUCUCUCUGAGUAACUCUUUCGUAAUCUAGUUUCUUUCUUAAUCCGAUGAAUAAAAUAAAAACUAUACCUGACAUAUAAGGUGGACCGUCGAAUUCAGGGCUUCACUGGCACAGAUAGUAACAAUAUUUUCUUACGGUAACAAAAUUUUGAUGCAGAUUAUAACAAGAUUUUUCAAAAUGAAAAACAACUCGCACACAGACCAGUAAUUAAUAAUAAUUGAAUAAUUAGGGGUCGGAGCUAUUUAUCCAUUGAAGCAGCUGCGCUUACUCUCGAGUGUGUGUAUAUCAGGGCUUGGAUUCACAGUUUAAAUGAUGUUGUCGUUUUCUGUAGCCAGUUAUCAUGUGGGUUACAGCCCUGGAAUGCCAUCAGUUUGGAGCUACUCCUCACAAGGUUUAACUGGAGUUAGGAACAUUUGCAAACCAGAGCGCACCAUCGAUUCUAUUCGAGAGCUUGCAGAUGGGAGCCUGAUGUUUGCUUUCGGAGAAUCUCAACCAUCAGGAAGUUUAAGAGCAUUUCAUCCACCAAAAAAUGCAAAGAAAGCAAAUAACUCUUCCUCAUCACAUGUGGAACAGAUAACAGCAGGGAAGAACACUUUUCUAAAAAGAACAUCCUCAAAUCUAGAAAUGCAGUCAUUGAUUCCAAUUUCUGCAGAAAAAACAAGAAAUUCUAUAAGAAAUCAAAGAGAGCAGGAUGUUGAUUCUGAUGUGGUUUGGGAUAAUUUUGGUUCGGACAAGGUCAAUGGAAAAACUCACAAUGUGAACCACAGCAAAAGAGUUGGUCAGUCUAUUAAGAGAUCAUCUCAAGCAUAUGGAAAGGGUUCAGUUCCAAAGAAUGGAGACAGCCCUGCACUUAAUGAAGUAUCUGUUGAUAGUGAGAUUGUUGAUCUCUUUAAACGGCUUCUAUCUUCUAUUAAAAAGAAAAAUCCACAAAAUAAGGAGAAAAGUUAUAAUCAUUUUUCAAAUUCCAAAUUUGAAAAUCGAGACCAUCCUACCAGAAGUGUACUGGAUCAAUAUAAUGAGAAAACUAAAGAGGAGUUUAAGGAAGAUGCAAGCAGAAGACAUUAUAAUCAUUUUCCAAACUCUAAAUUUGAAAAACGUGACCAUCCUACCAGAAGUGUAUGGCAUCAAUAUAAUGGGAAAACUAAAGAGGAGUCUAAGGAGGAUGCAAGCAGAAGACAAUCUUCAAUGGAAGAAAAAGUGCCUGCGAGAAAAAAAAAUUUAAAAAGAGGCCCACAAAUGACAAAAUAUGAAAAGAAAACAAAAACCAUGGACAAGUCUCUCUCUGAAGCAUUUCUUUUGUCAAGGCCUCCAUCAAAUUUUGUUCGCAGAUCACCAAUUCCUUUAUCGGCAAUCAAGCAAGAUGUCCGUUCAGUUCCUGGAAUGGAGGAGUCAAAAUUUUCAUUUUCUGAAAAAAAAUCAACUGGGCAAGGCAUCUUAUUACAAGAUUCAGAGGAAAUGCCCACAUCUGCGGAGAAUGAUUCUUUUCUUAGGGAUUCACCAUGUUUAUCAGAAGACAAGCUGAAUGAUUCAAGAGAACUCAAGCUGGUAGACUUGAAAAUAGAUGGUAGCAAAUUAAGAGAUUUGGAAGGAACACCGACGCCUUCCGAGAAUGGUUCUGUUUGUAGGGUUUUGCCAAGUUUAUCAAAAGACAAACCCUAUGAUUUAAGUGAACUCAAACAUGUGGAGCUGAAAAAAAUUGCUAAAUCCCAUGGUUUGAAAGGUUACUCAAAGCUCAAGAAAGAAGAGAUACUAGAACUACUCAGAAAUGCAGUGAGGCAAUCUUAAUACACAAAUGGUGUGGUGACAUAAUGCAAUCCAUCACAAUUUCCAAGUAGCUUGAUUCCAAGUUUCCAAAGGCAUAAAUUUCACUUUAAUUUUUGAGUUCGUUGGCAUCAGGUGUUUUUUGUUCCAUAUCUGUAAAAAUUGGCAUUUCAAGAGAGAAGCCUCCUGUAAAAAGUAGGAUAAACUUCAGUUGCUGCAUAGAAUGUCCAAAUUAUGUUUUGUUAUUUACUUUUCCUGUGAGAAGGCUCGAAGCUCUUUUGUAACUUGUUUUCUUUUCUCGCAUGAUUUUGGUUGUGAUAUUCAUAAAAUAUCUAAAUUUUUGCAGUAAAUAUUAUUUUGCCUUCUAUUGAGAAGAAAGGGUCAAGUGUCUAAGAGGUUAAUGACCCUACAAGUACAACAAGUUCAUGGCAGUAAAAGGUUAACUAUAAUAGCGGAUUGUAAUUCUGUUUAUGUACAACUUGAUUAAUAAAAUGCUAAUAUAAUAGCAAAAUCACAGGUUGAAUGUUA
Molecule: messenger RNA, 2346 nt
Organism: Cryptomeria japonica (Japanese cedar)
Lineage: Eukaryota; Viridiplantae; Streptophyta; Pinopsida; Cupressales; Cupressaceae
Exons: 2
Coding region: 367-1842 (491 amino acids)
Biological process (GO): DNA-templated transcription termination
Source: RefSeq, a predicted model, not a curated record